Dromiciops gliroides (monito del monte) is the source of this 5009-nucleotide messenger RNA. RefSeq names its product phosphatidylinositol-4,5-bisphosphate 3-kinase catalytic subunit beta (gene PIK3CB). The coding region runs from base 405 to 3614 and encodes 1069 amino acids. Gene Ontology annotation, biological process: cell migration; phosphatidylinositol-mediated signaling; phosphatidylinositol 3-kinase/protein kinase B signal transduction. The record is from RefSeq and is a predicted model, not a curated record. Gene Ontology annotation, cellular component: plasma membrane; phosphatidylinositol 3-kinase complex; cytoplasm. Gene Ontology annotation, molecular function: 1-phosphatidylinositol-4-phosphate 3-kinase activity; 1-phosphatidylinositol-3-kinase activity. NCBI's taxonomy places the organism in Eukaryota, Metazoa, Chordata, Mammalia, Microbiotheria, Microbiotheriidae. The transcript is spliced from 24 exons.
CGGAAGGGUGUCGGGAAUGCUUGGUGGGGAUGAGCCGCACUAGGUGCCCGGGUUGGUGCGACCCGGUGCUUUUAGUCCCCGGUUAGUUUCCUGAAAGGUGGGGAGGAAACUCCCUGGGAGCCGCUGCCAGAUGUUUUGAUCCUUUCUCUGGGACGGUAGCAAUCUCCUGGUCCAAGCUAGUAAAAGGAAAGACGGAACGUUGGGGGUGGGGAAGAAAACGAAAAUAAAGGUGGUGUUUACAGCUUUUGGUGAAGAUGAUUUACAAAUAAAUCUCGAUCAUCUUUCAAAAUCUGAGGAAGCCAUCAGUAAAAGCAAAGAAUUUUUUUGAAUGUUAAAAUAAAGUUUGCUUAUGGUCCUAAAAAGCUGAAAUGGGGGCUAUCUUUCUUCAGGCCACUUGGUUAUGAAUGUGCUUCAGUGUUACAAUGCCUCCUGCUAUGGCAGAUAUCCUUGACAUUUGGGCUGUGGAUUCUCAAAUAGCAUCAGAUGGCUCCAUUCCCGUGGAUUUCCUAUUGCCCAAUGGGAUCUAUAUCCAAUUGGAAGUACCUAGAGAAGCCACUAUUUCUAAUAUUAAACAGAUGCUAUGGAAGCAAGCUCACAACUACCCCAUGUUUAACCUUCUUAUGGAAAUUGACUCGUAUAUGUUUGCAUGUGUGAACCAAACUGCUGUUUAUGAGGAGCUUGAAGAUGAAACAAGAAGACUCUGUGAUGUCAGACCUUUUCUUCCAGUUCUUAAAGUGGUGACAAGAAAUUGUGACCCAGGGGAAAAAUUAGACUCCAAAAUUGGAAUUCUUAUAGGAAAAGGUCUCCAUGAGUUUGAUGCCCUAGAAGAUCCUGAGGUGAAUGAGUUUCGAAGUAAAAUGCGCCAGUUCAGUGAAGAAAAGAUCCAAUCCCUUGUGGGAUUAUCUUGGAUGGAUUGGUUAAAGCACACUUACCCACCAGAACAAGAACCUUCCAUUCCUGAAAACUUAGAAGAUAAACUUUAUGGUGGAAAUCUUGUGGUAGCUGUCCAUUUUGAAAAUUGCCAGGAUGUAUUUAGUUUCCAAGUAUCUCCUAAUAUGAAUCCCAUCAAGCUAAAUGAGUUGGCAAUCCGAAAACGGUUGACUAUCCGUGGAAAGGAGGAUGAAGUUGAUCCCUAUGACUAUGUCCUACAAGUCAGUGGGAGACUAGAAUAUGUGUUUGGUGAUCACCCAUUAAUUCAGUUCCAGUAUAUCCGGAACUGUGUCAUGAAUAGAACUCUUCCCAAGCUCACUCUUGUUGAAUGUUGCAAUAUAAAGAAGAUGUGUGAACAGGAAAUGAUUGCCAUAGAAGCUGCCAUAAAUCGAAAUUCAUCCAACCUCCCUCUUCCACUGCCACCGAAAAAAACACGAUUAAUUUCUAAUGUUUGGGAGAAUACCCAACCUUUCCAAGUUUUAUUGGUUAAGGGUACUAAACUGAACACAGAAGAAACUGUCAAAGUUCAUGUCAGGGCUGGACUUUUUCAUGGAACUGAACUUCUUUGUAAACCGGUUGUAAGCUCAGAGAUAUCUGGAAGAAAUGACCAUGUUUGGAGUGAACCACUGGAAUUCGAUAUUAACAUCUGUGAUUUACCAAGAAUGGCUCGGUUAUGCUUUGCAGUUUAUGCUGUGGAUAAAGUGAAAACAAAAAAGUCAACUAAGACAAUUAAUCCUUCCAAGUAUCAGACUAUCAGGAAAGCUGGAAAAGUGCACUAUCCUGUAGCAUGGGUAAAUACCAUGGUUUUUGACUUUAAAGGACAGCUGAAAACUGGAGACAUCACAUUGCACAGCUGGUCAUCAUUUCCUGAUGAACUUGAAGAAAUGUUGAAUCCAAUGGGAACUGUUCAAACAAAUCCAUAUACUGAAAACGCAACAGCUUUACAUGUUAAAUUCCCUGAGAAUAAAAAACAGCCUUAUUAUUACCCUCCCUUUGAUAAGAUUAUUGAAAAGGCAGCUGAGAUUGCAAGUAGUGACAGUGGUAAUGUAUCAAGUCGAGGUGGAAAAAAAUUUCAUGUUGUGCUCAAAGAAAUCAUGGAGCGGGAUCCCUUAUCCCAACUGUGUGAGAAUGAAAUGGAUCUUAUUUGGACUUUGAGACAAGACUGUAGAGAAAAUUUUCCACAGUCAUUGCCAAAAUUGCUGCUUUCUGUCAAAUGGAAUAAACUUGAAGAUGUUGCUCAGCUACAGGCUCUUCUUCAGAUCUGGCCUAAAUUGCCUCCUAGAGAAGCAUUGGAAUUAUUAGACUUUAAUUAUCCAGACCAGUAUGUAAGAGAGUAUGCAGUGGGCUGCUUGAAACAAAUGAGUGAUGAAGAACUAUCUCAAUAUCUUCUACAACUUGUACAGGUUUUGAAAUAUGAACCUUUUCUUGAUUGUGCUCUAUCUAGAUUCCUGUUAGACAGAGCACUUGCUAACAGGAGGAUAGGACAGUUUCUAUUUUGGCAUCUUAGGUCAGAGGUGCACAUUCCUGCCUUUUCAGUGCAAUUUGGUGUAAUACUUGAAGCUUACUGCCGAGGAAGUGUGGGUUAUAUGAAAGUGCUUUCUAAACAGGUUGAAGCUCUUAAUAAGCUGAAGACCUUAAAUAGUUUAAUAAAAUUGAAUGCGGUGAAGUUAAACAAAGCAAAGGGAAGAGAGGCAAUGCACACAUGCUUAAAACAAAAUGCUUACCGAGAAGCCCUGUCUGAUCUCCAGUCACCUUUGAAUCCGUGUGUCAUACUUUCAGAACUUUAUGUUGAGAAAUGCAAAUACAUGGAUUCUAAAAUGAAGCCUCUGAGGAUAGUAUACAACAACAAGGUAUUCGGAGGAGAUACAGUGGGUGUCAUUUUCAAAAAUGGGGAUGAUCUACGACAAGAUAUGUUGACACUCCAAAUGCUGCGAUUGAUGGAUUUACUUUGGAAAGAGGCUGGAUUGGAUCUCCGAAUGUUGCCGUAUGGUUGUUUAGCAACAGGAGACCGCUCUGGCCUAAUUGAAGUUGUUAGUACAUCUGAAACAAUUGCCGAUAUUCAGCUAAAUAGUAGUAAUGUUGCUGCUACAGCUGCCUUCAAUAAAGAUGCUCUUCUAAAUUGGCUUAAAGAAUACAAUUCUGGGGAUGAUUUAGAUCGAGCCAUUGAAGAGUUCACUCUCUCUUGUGCUGGCUACUGUGUAGCUUCUUAUGUCUUAGGGAUUGGUGAUAGACAUAGUGACAAUAUCAUGGUCAGGAAGACUGGACAGCUCUUCCACAUCGAUUUUGGACACAUUCUUGGAAACUUCAAGUCUAAAUUUGGCAUUAAACGGGAACGAGUGCCUUUCAUUCUUACCUAUGAUUUCAUUCAUGUCAUUCAGCAAGGAAAAACAGGAAACACAGAAAAGUUUGGCCGAUUCCGUCAAUGUUGUGAAGAUGCUUACCUGAUUUUACGAAGGCACGGGAAUCUCUUUAUCACUCUUUUUGCCCUGAUGUUGACUGCAGGGCUUCCUGAACUCACCUCAGUCAAGGAUAUACAGUAUCUUAAGGACUCUUUGGCCUUGGGAAAGAGUGAUGAAGAAGCACUGAAGCAGUUUAAGCAGAAAUUUGAUGAGGCGCUCAGGGAGAGUUGGACUACCAAAGUGAACUGGAUGGCACACACCAUGAGGAAGGACUAUCGGUCUUAACAAGCACCAGCUUUCCUUCCCACGUGUUUUGUUGUUCUCUUGCUGUCGUUACUGGCCUGAUUUGGUUUGUUUAGUUUGGCUUUCAUUUUGGAUUUGCACUAAACUGAACACUGCCCUGACAACAAGUGUUGAUUAAAAAGGGAACAAUAUCCUGGAACACCAAGUUUUAAAAGAAAAAAAAAAUACCCAACUUAACCUGAAUGAUCCUUGAUGAUUGCACUCCACUUCUGACUGAUUGACAACAACCCAACACAAAAUCUACCAACAUCAUGGAUAAUCACUUCUUGCUGACUUUGCACGCAGAAAGCUACUAGAUGUUUUCUUCUUUUAAAAAGUUUGGUACUUUUAAGCAGUGAUGUAAAUAUUCCUUUUCUGUGUUGUGACAAAGUAUUCUAACUCAGCCAAACAACCCACCAAUAUGGGAUGUUCAGAAUGGGACUUCAAAAGAAGGGUGUCUUUGUGCAAACUAAAGAUUAUGAUGUAUUUUUUUUUAAUCAAACCUGUGGAAACCUGUUGAUUUUUCUUGUUCAUGUUUCUAUACCAUAGUAUCAUUCCAUCAGGACUUGCUGAAAAUCUAAUGGUGUGGCAAAUAUAUGUAUAUAUACAUGUGUUUGCACACAAGAGUGUGCAGUGUGUGUGUGUGUGUGUGUGUGUGUGUGUGUGUGUGUGUGUGUAUAACUGGAGUAUUUCAGAUAUGUUGCCUUUGGUUUUCUUCAGCCUUGGUUUUCUGUUUUUUUUUUUUUAAUUCUUUUUCUUUUUUAUUUCUUUCAAAAGCAGGGCUUUUUUUCUCCACAUUCCUUUCUGGUAACUAACUGCCUCAUCCAGUUCUUCCAACUACUUCCCUAAUGAAGCAUAUGUUGACCAGGAUUUAUGUACUGUGUUUGUAUGGAAGGGUGAGCUACAUGGGGGAUGAUACUUGAGCAAUUGUACCAAAAAAAUAAAGGCAACAACAGACAAGGAAACUAUUUAUGAAAUAAAUUCCCAACCUGAAAUUCAGUAUUUUUUAAAAAUGCCAAUGAACAGUCUCAGACCUGUUCUUACUGUAUUUAUUAAAACUUCUAACAUGAUUUUUUUUUUGCAGAAUAUAUGUGUUCAGCUUUUAGUAGUUGUGUAAUAAAUUGGACUUUUAAAAAAGUUAUAUGCUGAGGUACCAGAUUUUUAGGGUGCUCAGUGGAGAGCAGUUUUGAUAUGUGCAAUAGGAACUACUGGUUUGAGCGUGUAAAACGUGUGCUUCAGUAAGCACCAACAGAUCUACCCAAGCUGCUGCCUGUUCUCCAAACAACACUGGUCACUCUCAUUCCACAAAAGAAGGAAAUUAACAAAAGAUAUGUUUACCAUUCAACUAAACAUGUUUUCCAUUGAAAUUUGAUUAAAAAUUGUCUUCUUUUAUUCAUA